AUGGACCUGCUGCUGCUGCUGCUGCUGAUCUCAGGGCUCCAGGCUGAAGGACCAUGCAACACCACAGAGUCCGUCAGGUUGGUGGGCGGAGUCAGUCGCUGCGCAGGGACGCUGGAGCUGAGGCGUGACGGCCAGUGGAGGGCGGUGGGGGACCCUCACUGGACCCUCACCAAGGUCUCGGCGGCCUGUGAGGAGCUGGACUGUGGCUCGGCCGUGUCCGUCAGCUGGAACCUGAAGUCCUUAGAACAGUCCGUCUGGGUCCUGAACCCCGCCUGCGUCCAGAACGGGUUCGCCCUGACGGAGUGUGUGACAGCAGGCUUCUCCUCCUCCAUCGCACACGUCAACUGUUCAGGUGAGCACCUCACAGGUAAUGAACCAGCAGCAUGUAGCAUCAUGUUGCAUCAUUCUGAUUCCCGUUUCUCCCCAGAGUCCGUCAGGCUGGUGGGUGGAGUCAGUCGCUGUGCAGGGACGCUGGAGCUGAGGCGUGACGGCCAGUGGAGGGCGGUGGGGGACCCUCACUGGACAAUCGCCAAGGUCUCGGUGGCCUGCCAGCAGCUGGAUUGUGGCUCCGCCGUGUCCGUCGCCUGGAACCUGAAAUCCUCAGAACAGUCCGUCUGGGUCCUGAACCCCUCCUGCGUCCAGAACGGGACCGCCCUGAUGGAAUGUGUGACGGCAGGCUCCUCCUCCUCCAUCGUACACGUCAACUGUUCAGACUCUGUCAGGCUGGUGAAUGGAAUCAGUCUGUGCUCAGGCAGACUGGAGGUGAAGUCUGACCAGUCUAACCAGAGCUGGUCCUCAGUGUGUGAAGCUGACUUUGACCAGCAGGAUGCAGAGGUGGUCUGCAGGGAGCUUGGCUGUGGGGCUCCUUCAGUCCUCCAGGGGGCGCUCUAUGGAGAAGUGGAGGCUCCAAUGUUAACCAAAGAGUUCCAAUGUGGAGGAAAUGAGUCUGCUCUCCUGGACUGCAGAAGCUCAGGCUCAGAUAGAAACACCUGCUCACCUCGCAGAGCUGUUGGACUCACCUGCUCAGAGCCUGUCAGGUUGGUGGGGGGAGCCAGUCGCUGUGCAGGAGUCCUGGAGGUUAGCCAGAGAGGGGACUGGAGGCCGGUGGUGUACUUUGACGUUGAGAUGAGUGAUGCGUCAGUGCUCUGCAGACAGCUGGAAUGUGGCUCCGCCCUGUCUGCAGGAGAGAGGAAGAAUCUGGUCAUUAGGACCAUGUGGUGGAUCAGCUCUGACUGCAUCCAGGCUGGAGCCGUGCUCAGGGAGUGUUUGGCACCGUGGCCCUUUGAACGCAGUCUGGAGCUCACCUGCUCAAACCUGUUCCAGCCAAUCAUCUGUGUGUCCUCCUCUGUGGGCGGGGCCUCUGAGGAGGAAGAGUUUCAGGUGUCCAGAGGCUCCUCCUUCACCAUCAGCUGCUCCAUCCAGCCUCAGUACCCAGGAGGCUCCUUCCAGCUCUCCUUCACCUCCUCCACCUCAGCACACAACUACACCCAGCCAGCUGUCAAUCACUCUGCCCACUUCCUGUUUCCUGCUGCAGAGCCCGCCUACCAAGGAAGCUACAGCUGUGUUUAUCAUGUCCAUGUGUUUCCUCACAACUUCUCCUCUGAGAGCCGUCAGCUCACUGUCUCCGUCUCAGACCCGACGGUGUUUAUCAUCAGAGCGCUGGUGCUGCCGCUGACUGUGCUGCUGGCCAACAGCGCCCUCUACUGCUACUGUAAGGCCACCAGGGGGCAGAGGCCGAGCCGACGGGGCCACAUGGAGCUGGAUUAUUAGAACCUGGGUGUUCCUGCAGCUCAGCCAGCAGAGUAACUCUUCUCACAUCAGACACAUGUUCCUUUAACCAAGAAGGCUUCUCUCUCUCAAAAUGAAGAGACCAAAUCAACAAGGGUCAACUCACCAUUGAAUCACACAUCAAUCACCUCUGCAAGAUCGCCUUUUUCCACCUUCAUAACAUGGCCAGACUCCGCCCCAUUCUCUUUGCUGAAAAGCUGGUCCACUCCUCCAUCUCCUCCAGACUGGAUUACUGUAAUGCAAGAGUCUGCAGAGACUUUAAUACAUCCAGAACUCUGCAGCUAGGAUCCUGAUGAGUCGCUCCCAUUCUCCACUCACUUCGCUGGCUCCCUGUUUACACCAGGAUCUAAUAUGAAGUUUCCCUUCUAACUCAUCAAUGCAUCUACAGAAAUGCCUCACAUCUCAAAAACUACUCACCCCACAAAACAAAACCUGUUCCUCCGCUCCACCCACUCGCUCCACCUCCACACUCCCAGAACAAGACUAUUUCUGUGCUGCUGCACUAGGGCUGGGCAACAUGGACCAAAAGUCAUAUCCCGAUAUAUUUAGGCUGUAUAUAGAUGAUGAUGUAUUUCCUGAUAUUUUUAUCACAAAGUGAGAGCAAAUGUUCAGUCAAAGCAAAAUAUGACAUGUCACAAGUAGUUUUAUUGAAACGGUUUAUUUAAGUGAACAUAAAUACUGUAUAACAACAGGAGUACCUUUUAAAAAAAUAUCAAAGCUCCAUAAAGUGCACAUUUAAAUAAACAAAUAUCUCAAACAAAAAUAGCAUAUGAAAUAAAAUAUGCCAAUCUUUUUCUAAAAUAAAUAUAUUUGUAUGAGAAAAGAAUAGCAAACAUUGCAAAAUAACUAAAUGUGACAAACCCUAGUAAGAGCAGCAUUUAUAUAUAAAGAAAGAAAAAAAUUGAACUAUAUCGAUAUAUGCAAUAUGGUCUAAUUCCAUAUCACAUUUAAAAAUAUAUAUCGAUAUAUCUUUAAGUGUAGCCCUAUGCUGCACCAAGACUGUGGAACGCUCCUCCUGACAACCUGAGGCACCACAGUCCAUAGACACUUUUAAAAAAGGACAAAAAACUUUUCUUUUAGUAAAACCUUUGGUUCCUCCUGUCCACAUGGUUUUAGAUUGUGUAUGUAUGUAUGUAUGUAUACAUUUGUAUACUUUGUCUUCUGUUUUGAGCUGUUUUAUCCUUUUUAAUCCUUUUUAUAUUAGACUGUUAUGAUUUUAACCUGUAGCACUUUGAGAUUUCCUUUAAUGUAAAGUGCAUGAUAAAUAAAAUUUAUUAUUAUUA
This is a messenger RNA of Centropristis striata (black sea bass), 3071 nucleotides long. Its product is annotated as scavenger receptor cysteine-rich type 1 protein M130-like. Gene Ontology annotation, cellular component: membrane. NCBI's taxonomy places the organism in Eukaryota, Metazoa, Chordata, Actinopteri, Perciformes, Serranidae. Bases 1 to 1770 code for a protein of 589 amino acids. The transcript has 9 exons. The record is from RefSeq and is a predicted model, not a curated record.